UCUAGCCCCAGGCCCACCCUAGGCAAGACGGACUAGAAAAAAAAAAUCAACCAUGACCUCUUCAGUUGUCACAGAGAUUCAUGUUUCAGCGCCGGGAAAACUUAUCUUGCACGGAGAACAUGCUGUUGUUUACGGAAAGGCAGCGAUAGCCGCAGCAUUGAAUUUAAGGUCACAUCUUCAACUGAAGCAGACGACAGAUGGAAACCUUCAGCUUGAGCUACCCGAUGUUGGCAUCAGUGUACAGUUUGCUCUUGCAUCACUGGAAAGCAUCUCAUUUUCAGGAUCUUUGGAGGACCAGAGUCAUUCUGAUGAAGACAUUCUAGUGAUUAAAAACUUUGCUGGUAUAGAUGUGAACAGUUGUGAACCCAAACAUCUGGCCAUUGUUUCCUUUCUCUAUGUUUUCUGUUCUAUUUUUAAAAACAAAAGCCAGUGGCCAUCUCUGAGAGUUCAUUUCAAAUCUGACUUGCCAGUUGGUGCUGGGUUGGGAUCUUCUGCUGCUUUCUCUGUAUCUUUAUCUGCUGCUUUACUACAAUUGGCAGGCCAUAUUGACAGUCUUAAGUUAGCGGAUGGAAUUACUUCGUGGAGCAAUGAGGAUAAAAUUGUCAUUAACAAAUGGGGAUUCAUUUGUGAGAAAAUCAUCCAUGGAAGACCUUCAGGCAUAGAUAAUUCUAUUAGUACCUAUGGAGGAGCGCUAAAGAUGCAGAAUGGGCAAAUCACUCAUCUGGAAAAGAUGCCACAGUUAUCUGUGAUGCUGGUGAACACUAAAGUGCCUAGAAGUACCAUGGUAUUGGUCGCUGGUGUGCGGCAGAAGUAUAAUUUGUAUCAAGAUGUCAUGGAGCCAAUACUGAAUUCGGUUGAGGCCAUCACAAAGCGAGCAGAAAAUAUUUACCAAGAGUGUUCAACAAACAUUACAGAUGAUGGCUUCAAAGCUUUAGGGGACCUUGUAGAUUUGAACCAUAACCUCCUGAACGCCAUGGGUGUAGGUCACGCAUCUUUAGAUCAGGUUGUCGCAGUGACCAAAAAAUAUGGCCUCCAUUCCAAGUUAACAGGGGCUGGAGGUGGCGGAUGUGCAUAUGUUCUCAUUCCUUCAGACACAUCUGAAGAGCUGUUAAGUUCCUUGAAAGAAGAACUGAAUGCCUUGGGUUUUGAUGUUUGGUCCAAGACUACAGUUGGUGGACUUGGAGUCCUAAGAGAUUUAUAAUGUGGAAUCUUAAAAAUAAAUGUAUAUAUGAUUACUGUAUAUUUGUGUAAUAUAGCUGAGAUUAAUAAACAUAAUUAUGAUUAAUA
Messenger RNA from Biomphalaria glabrata, 1287 nucleotides. Its product is annotated as mevalonate kinase-like. Gene Ontology annotation, molecular function: mevalonate kinase activity; ATP binding. The transcript has 10 exons. Lineage: Eukaryota; Metazoa; Mollusca; Gastropoda; Planorbidae. The coding region runs from base 53 to 1201 and encodes 382 amino acids. Gene Ontology annotation, cellular component: cytoplasm. The record is from RefSeq and is a predicted model, not a curated record. Gene Ontology annotation, biological process: cholesterol biosynthetic process; isoprenoid biosynthetic process.